AUGGAUGAAGAUGGUUCGGACCCGAUCAAUCAAAGGACAGACUCUAAUUGCCGGCUGCCAAAGCUCAGUGGUGGAGACUGCUUAAACUCAAGUAAGAAAACGGUCCUAACUGAAAAAACUGGUGGCAGCAGUCGGAGGGAGAUGAAGAGCUUCUUCUUGGCUGUACUUUCCAGCAGAUUGUUCAUGGUUUUUGCUACACUAAUUAUUAUGUCGGUCAAUGGCUCGGGAUACAUGUUUGGUCUAUAUUCUAAUGACAUUAAAACAACAUUGGGGUAUGAUCAAACAACCCUCAAUUUGUUAAGUUUCUUCAAGGACUUGGGUGGUAAUCUUGGAAUCCUGUCAGGGCUCAUCUAUGAAGUUGUGCCACCAUGGGUGGUUCUUUCCAUGGGUUCAGUAAUGAAUUUCUUUGGCUAUUUCAUGAUAUGGCUAUUAGUCACAAGCCGCACAGCCAAGCCCAAAGUUUGGCUGAUGUGUUUAUAUAUGUGGAUAGCUGCAAAUUCGCAAUCAUUUCCAAACACUGGUGCACUGGUCACAUGUGUUAAGAACUUUCCUGAAAGCAGAGGCUGUGUCUUGGGCCUCUUGAAGGGGUUUAUUGGUUUAAGUGGUGCAAUCAUGACUCAAUUCCUCUACAUUGCUCUGGGACUUGCUGGAUUUAUCAUGAUCGUGAUUAUCUUGCAAAACAGACUCAGCUUUACCAGAAUUGAGUAUAUUGGAAGUGCUUCUGUUGUUCUUAUUUUACUACUACUCCCACUUGUUAUUGUAAUUAAAGAGGAAUUUAAUGUUUGGGCAAGCAAAACACAAGCCUCAAGUACUCAUUCCCAAUUGAAUGUUGUGAUUGAAAAUCCUCCUGCAGUUCCAGCAAAGCCAGCAGGAGCAAAAAAGGAGGCCUUUAAUUGUAUUAAAAACAUGUUCAAGCCACCCGACAGAGGGGAGGACUACACCAUUCUUCAAGCAAUUUUCAGCAUUGACAUGCUAAUUCUCUUUCUUGCAACAGCUUGUGGCACUGGUGGAGCAUUAACAGUUAUUGACAAUCUGGGUCAACUUGGUAAAUCAUUGGGCUAUCCGACUCAUAGCAUAUCGACAUUUAUAUCACUAGUGAGCAUAUGGAAUUUCCUUGGACGGGUCCUGGCAGGUUAUUUAUCCGAAAUUGUCCUGACAAAGUACAACUUCCCUCGUCCACUGAUGCUCACUUUCGUGAUUCUUUUGUCUUGUGUAGGCCAUCUUUUGAUUGCCUUUGCAGUCCCCAAUUCUCUUUAUUUUGCUUCAGUGAUGACAGGAUUUUGCCUAGGAGCCCAAUUGCCUCUACUGUGUGCUAUUAUAUCUGAACUGUUUGGUCUUAAACACUACUCCACAAUGUACAAUGUUGGGUCAGUUUCAAGCCCAGUCGGAUCGUACAUUUUCAAUGUGAGAGUGGCGGGUCAUCUGUAUGAUAAGGAAGCUGUGAAGCAAAUGGAAGCUUUAGGACGUACUAGGGAACCUGGGCAGGACUUGAACUGCAGUGGGGCAAAAUGUUACAGAUUGGCUUUUCUAAUCAUCACUGCUGCUACCUUGUUCGGGAGUAUUGUUUCAUUGAUUUUGGUGUUUCGGACAAGAACAUUUUACAAAGGUGAUAUCUACAAGAAGUUCAAAGAGGAAGUGGUGGAGUCCCAAGCAGGAGUGGCUCCAACAGGAAAUGGCGGUCUUUCAUUAAGGGAAAUGGAAGACAAUGCAACUGUUGCCGUUCCAGAAAAAACAGCCCUUUCUGAUGGGUAA
Theobroma umbraticum is the source of this 1752-nucleotide messenger RNA. The record is from RefSeq and is a predicted model, not a curated record. NCBI's taxonomy places the organism in Eukaryota, Viridiplantae, Streptophyta, Magnoliopsida, Malvales, Malvaceae.